CAGAGGAAUGUGUUGGACCUCUCUUUACAGUGGAGAUUUGCCAGACUGCCCAACAAUGCCAAGCUGGAGAUGGUGCCAGUCCCUAACAGAGUGGGAACUGGAAGCACGGUUCGGGUUGCGUUGCAGCUGGAUGAGGGCUCCCGUUUACAAGACACCUUUCUCUGUCACCAGACUUUGUGGGAACUUCUCAACCAUUUUGCAGAGAUCAGGGAGUUUAUGGAACAGCAUGGUGAAUUCUCUCCAGUCUGUGUUUACAUGCGAGAUGAGAUAUCAGGAAAAGAUGCCCUAGAGAAGACAACUCUGAAGUCACUUGGCCUGACUGGAGGCAGUGCCAUCAUCAGGAUUGUCAUGAAGAAGUGCAGCUCAUCUGGCCAGGAGGAAACAGUGGGUGCCAUAGUGCAGUGUGAUGAGCUGACAGCGAGACCAGGCUCUGCUGAAGGAGCAGUGGAUGUGCCUCUACCUCAAGGAAACACAUUCCCAAAGGACUUGGACCACAAGGAUGUGGCCGUGUCUCUAAACAGCUGCCCAGGCCAGCAGGACUCAAGUAGAGAAUCUCAUGUGAGCUUGGAGGAGCUGCAGCCUUCUGCAGAACACGAGUCUACCCCCUUUGUCCCUUUCUCUGGAGAUGGACAGCGCCUGGGGGGCUCCUGUGCUGCUGCACCAUCUCUUGGGUUAGAUGCGCCAUCUUCAAAGCUGCCAACAACUUCUUCCAGCCCUGGAGGCCCUUCUAAGCCAAAGAAGUCUAAGAACAGCCAAGAACUGCAAAAAGAGCAAGAACAGCUUGUAGAGCGAGAGCCACUUGUCUGUCACCUAGACCUGCUGGAACCACUGCCUGCUGCCAUAGGAGAGCUUCCUGAUGAGUUUUUUGAAGUCACAGUGGAUGAUGUACAGAAACGUUUGGCACAGCUGCAGAGUGAGAGGCAACAUCUGGAAGAAGCUCCACUGAUGACAAAAUCUUUGAGGGAGGCCCAGCUGAAGGCAAAAUUAGAGCGCUACCCAAAGGUGGUGUUGAGAGUCUAUUUUCCAGACCGCCAUGUUCUACAGGGGUUCUUCCAUCCUAGUGAAACUGUUGGCGUUUUGAGAGACUUUGUAAGAAGCCACCUUGCAGAUGCAGACUUGCCAUUUUACUUGUUUAUUGCACCUCCCAGAAUCAUCUUGAACGAUGCAAGUUUGACACUCUUUGAGGCUAAGCUCUUUCCAACCGCUGUCAUUCAUUUUGGAUCUGAGGAGUGCAGGGAUUGUUACCUGAAAUCGGACCUGCUGAGCUCUGCGGUUUCCCCUUCUGCAGCUGAUGUAUUAGUAGCCAGGUGUUUGUCUGAAUCGUCGGUUCCUCCCGCUUCGCCAUCGCUGGAAUCAGCAGUUCCACCCCUGCCUGCACCAGGAGUGGGAAGUGACAGGCAGAGCAGUGAGCAGCCAGAGCCAGCCAGCGUGCACGAAGCUCCGCAGGUGUCGAGAAGGGUCCCAGGGAAAAUACCCAAAUGGCUGAAGCUGCCAG
Molecule: messenger RNA, 1495 nt
Organism: Merops nubicus (carmine bee-eater)
Lineage: Eukaryota; Metazoa; Chordata; Aves; Coraciiformes; Meropidae
Gene: ASPSCR1
Product: alveolar soft part sarcoma chromosome region, candidate 1
Exons: 13
Molecular function (GO): protein binding
Source: RefSeq, a predicted model, not a curated record